UGUCCCAUGAAAAGAUAUACCCGUACCUAAAUAUCUGCAGAAAUGUGAGGGUUGUACUCACUUUUGUGAGACAGUGUAAUUUUUUUUUUCAAGACCAAAAAUUGCCACAUGCCAUAUAAAGGGUUUAAGGUGCCAUUGGUCCAUUUUUUUCAACGGUAGAAAUGUUCAGUUUCUCUGCAGAGAGAUGAAGAUGGAGAGCAACCUGCAACACCAGACCAUCAACUGCUGUCAGUUCAACACCCACUAUCAUGACUGGUGGUCAUCAGCGUAUUAAAUUCUUCUUUGGGUAUGUGUGUGCGUCACAUUUGCAGCCUGUGUGUGUGAACGUCUCUCCCUGCCUUCAUCUGCAUGGGAGGGGCCCUUCUCUGCUGAAGUGCGGAGGCAGCAGUAGUGUUUGCGUGCAUGCACAGUGAGUCAACUCGGUGCACUCGAGACAGUCGUGUUCGUCUGGGAGGGAGGAAUUGUAACGGAACCACCGGAGAGGUGGCGAACUUGGCAGUGCACAAGUGAGCAAACUGCGUUGACGCAUAAUCCCGCCCGCCCCGCUGGCACUGGGGAGGGGGCAGCAGAGCCAUCCUUCGACCUCAAGUCAAAUCCUGAAGGAGAGAUUUACGAGCACGCCGCUGCACCUUCACAUGACAUUUUUCUCAUUCAUUGGCGAUAAACGUGAGCACAGGAUGGCAUUUUAAAGCAAUUCGGUGAGGGGGGACAUUGACUACUGGAAGCGCCAACAGGCACUGUUUGGUGCGUCUUGACGUGGAGGACAUCACCUGAGCGAGUCGACUAUUUGAUCGCAGUCGUUCCACCGAGGAUCUGGAGCAAUGAAUAGCGCCCCGCUGCUUCCACGGCCCGCCUGCUGACGGUACCGGGCCAGGAUGGGCGAGAGGUCUGCCGCUGUCAGGAUCCCGAAGCAGCCGAUUUAUCAAUGGAGGAAGAGAGCGACACCCGGAAAAUUAACAGCAGCUUCCUUCGCGAUCACAACUAUGCAACCGAAGCUGACAUUAUCUCCACUGUGGAGUUUAACUCAUCGGGGGAGCUGUUGGCCACUGGGGAUAAAGGAGGCCGAGUUGUUGUCUUCCAGAGAGAGCAGGAGAGUAAAAGUCAGCCCCAGCGUCGAGGGGAGUACAAUGUUUACAGCACAUUCCAGAGCCACGAGCCAGAGUUUGACUACCUUAAAAGUUUGGAAAUAGAGGAGAAGAUCAACAAGAUCAAAUGGCUUCCACAGCAGAACGCCGCCUACUUCUUGCUCUCAACAAAUGACAAGACGGUGAAGCUGUGGAAGAUCAGCGAGAGAGACAAACGGCCAGAGGGCUACAACCUUAAGGAUGACGAUGGCCGCAUCAGAGACCCGUCCACCAUCACGUCUCUACGAGUGCCGGUGCUGCAACCGAUGGAUUUGAUGGUUGAAGCCACAGCCAGACGAGUGUUCAGUAACGCCCACACCUACCACAUCAACUCCAUCUCUGUGAACUCCGACCUCCAGACCUUCAUCUCCACCGAUGACCUCCGAGUGAACCUGUGGAAUCUGGAGAUCACUGACCGUAGCUUCAACAUUGUGGAUAUAAAGCCAGCCAAUAUGGAGGAGCUGACUGAAGUGAUCACCUCAGCAGAGUUCCAUCCCCAACAGUGUCAGACUUUCGCAUACAGCAGCAGCAAGGGCUCAAUAAGACUGUGUGACAUGAGGCAGGCUGCGCUAUGCGACAAGCACUGUAAAUACUUUGAGGAGCCGGAGGAUCCCGCCACUCGCUCUUUUUUCUCCGAAAUCAUCUCGUCCAUUUCCGAUGUGAAGUUUAGCCACAACGGACGCUACUUGAUGACAAGGGACUACCUCACUGUUAAAGUGUGGGAUCUGCAAAUGGAGAAUAAGCCACUCGAGACAUACCAGGUCCACGACUACUUACGGGGCAAACUUUGCUCACUUUAUGAGAACGACUGCAUCUUUGACAAGUUUGAGUGUGUCUGGAAUGGUUCAGACAGUGUCAUAAUGACCGGCUCCUACAACAACUUCUUUCGAAUGUUCGAUCGGAACACCAAACGGGAUGUCACACUGGAAGCGUCCAGAGAGAACAGCAAACCCCGAGCCAUUCUCAAACCUCGCAAGGUGUGCGUGGGCGGCAAACGCAGAAAGGACGAGAUCAGCGUGGACAGCUUAGACUUCAGUAAGAAGAUCCUUCACACGACGUGGCACCCGCACGAGAACAUCAUCGCCGUCGCGGCCACCAACAAUCUUUACAUAUUCCAAGACAAGGUCAACUGAGACUGAGAAUGUGCAGUGUUUACCUGCAAAUGGACGUACAGUUUUGAAAUCUUUGAGGACAUGACAAAGGUUUCCAAUUAUUUUAUUUAUUUAUCCAUGCGCACACGGACCGAAGGGAAUCCUGUGCAACAAGAUUGCAGCUGCAUGAGCAACAAGAUGUAGCAAGACGCUGGAGACAAAGGUGGAGAUGUGGAUACGAGGAACAAAAUGUAGAGCACACGUGACUCAUUGUCAUGUAGCAAGAGUGCCCCCUGUCGAUUUAUCAUCUGCGGUGCAAGUUAAGCGGCGCCUUGGAUGGCACAACUUCCUGCUGCAAUUUCAAAUGGCAGGAGAAGAGACAGUUUUCUGCCUGUGACACAUUGUCAGUCUUUCUACUUUAGUCUGUGAUAUGAAUGAAGCUGUUUUUGAUGGUUUUAUUUAAUACUGGUUCAUGAGUGUGUUUAGCUGCUGUGGUGCCUUCUUUUUGGUAUGUGGGGUUCAAUGGGGGGGGGGGGGGGGUGAUGCAGGAAAUGUAAAUGUUUUAAGAUAGGGGUUUUGUUUUGUUUCCCAUCUGUCUGUUAUGAACAAAAAUGGGUUUAAACUGAAGAAUGCUGAUGGCUUCAGGGGCUUUAACAUUACAACGUGUACUGUAGAAGCCUGUCGGCAAUGCGAAGUGCGUUUUUAAAGCAAUGUACAAAGGGAAAAUGUUGGAAUUUGAUAUCACCAGACACAAAAGUUCCCCUUGAAAAGACGAAUUACAGUUCUAAAAUCUUGCAUGGGAUGGUUAAAACUAGUGUUGCACCAAUACCAUUUUUUUGGCUUUCGAUCCCAAUUCCGCUGCCUGUUUGUGUGGUGGUGGUGCCGAUACUGAUACUACUAUUGUACCAAUACUCAAGGGCGUAGGUUUGGUCUUAACAUUGGUAGGGACGCUAUCACAGCAUAACCUGCAUGUACACUUUUUGCUGGGAUCGGGACAUUAAUAAGACCAAACAGAUUGGAUACAUUUCUCAAAAAUAGCUGUUUACUACAUAAAAAUGAAAAAAGUUACAAUUAUUUUCAUAGGGAGAAAGUCAUUUUUCAAAAUGCUUCCUUCAUUUCAAGGAAAUUUAGAGUGGUUGUGUUUCUGUGUUUUUUUUUUUUUUUUUUUUUUUUUUUUGGUGGUUAAAAUGUGCAUAGGCUGCAAAUAUACUUUUUUUUUUAAAAAAAAAAUAAUGUAGAAAAUAAAUACAUUUUAAUUAAUGAAUAAAUGCGCAAAAUGCACAGUUGAAUUAAAGUUGAAAGUGGAAAACAUACAGGAAGACACCUCUAAGCAGCUUUCUACUCGAGUUUCACAAGUUUGCAAUUUCACACAGUUUAAUGUUAUGCUAACUCUGAUGCAGGUCGGACUUUCAGUAGCAAAAUUAGUGGCAUGUUCCCCACCUCCACAACAUUGACAUUUUUACAUUACUUACAGUGGCUGCUGCUGCUGGCCGGAAAAAAAAAAACAAACCUUCUAAUAUCACCCCUCUUCAAUAUAUAUUGACAUGUAUUUCUGUCGGGAUUGUGUGAAAGUGGGGGUUCUAGUCACCACCCAAUCAAACAUGUGUUUGAGGGGGAAAAAUGGACAGGCACAUUCAGCAAGUGAAAAGCGGUGAACAUAAGUCUGAACAUAAUAAAAUUAAUUCACAUAAUAAUGGUAGGGUCAAUUCUAUCCUAACAACACAAGGGAAGACAAUCUAAAUGACCUUUAUAGCUGAACUUAUUGUAAAAUUCAAAUAAGGUCGCUUAAAAGUUGGUGUGGACAAUUUGAGCAUCCUGAAAAAUUGGUAGUGUUAUGUCCCUACCGUCCCUAUGCAAACCUACGCCCUUUAAAACAUAAAUACAGUUAGGAGCAGAAGUAUUUGCACCCCUUGUGAUUUUGCAAGCUCGCCCAUUUAGGAAAUAGGUACAGAUGUGAAAUUUUAAUCAUAGAUGUAUUUCCACUUAGACAGAAAGCUGCUUUCCAAUUGUCCCAUAGCCUUUUCCAGCUUUGUGGAGCUCAACAAUUUCUUUCUCUGGUGUCUUUCGAAAGCUCUCUGGUCUUACCCAUGGUAGCAGUUGGAUUUUGACUAUGGGGUGCACAAGUGACAAUGAGCUCAAACGGUUGGUGGGUGGUUACUCAUGGGGUAAAGGUGAAGUAUUUUUUUAAGGUAGACUGACACCUCUUCGGGUGUCAUAAUUAUUGCUGAUUCUGUGCGGUAUAAAUACUUACAUAUGAACCCCAGUAAAUUACAAAUAAUUAUUUUAAAGAUCAUACAAUGUGACUUCAGGAUUAUUUCGGGGGAUUAUGUCUAUGAGUGGAAAUGCAUCCAUGAUUGAAAUGUCAGUCCUCUACCUAUUUCAUCAUGAUCACCUAAAUCAUAAGGGGUGCAAAUACUUCUGCUCCUCACUGUGUAUAUAUUUUUCUUUUUAGUUCUAAAUUUUAGAAUACUCACUUGAAUGUAAAAUAAUUGCUAUUGUGGCUUGGUUAGACACUGCUUAACAACUCUUGUGCCUACCUGCUAUUCACAGAGGUGGGUAAAGUAGCCAAACAUUUUACUCAUUUAAGAGUAGCGUUACUUCAAAAUAAUAUUAAUUGAGUACAAGUAAAAGUAGUCAUCCAAAAAAUGUACUCAAGUACAAGUAAAAAAGUAUUGAGUGAAAAGAAUACUCAAGUAAUGAGUAACAUUGUGAGUAACAGCUUUUUUUUUUUUUUUUUUUAACGAUGGUAUUCUUUUUUCUGAGCACAAAGUUACAUGGACUGUUGUUAUAAUGAUGAUGUACAAUAAGCCAUUACAUAACCACAUUAAGCCAAAGAAAAACAAAACAAAAAAAUCAUUGAAUUUCGAUGACAGAAAAAAAAUUACAACAUAAAUGAAGCAUUAUUCAUCCAAAGAGCGUGACUGCCCUCUGGUGGGGAAUAUAGUUCCGAGUUUAAAUAAUGAAGAGUUCCGUCAUAAUUACUAUUUUGAAAUUAAAAGGAUCAUAUUUCCGUGGUCAAUCAGUGCCAAAAAAAAAAAAAAAAAAACUGGGAGAGAGGUUAAAAUCCGCACUUUCGAGUCAUGUUGAGGGCAGCGCUCUAUAUCAAAUACUUCAUUUUUUACAGUGCUUUAAAGACACCACAUGAUUGAACACUCUGGCGCGAAGAUAGAAUGGCAAGCUUGCGUCUGAUUGGUAUAAUGGAGUCAUGUGAUUAUUUUUGCGACGUGUCAUUGGUGAAAUCGGUAGAGCUACCCCGGUAAUACACCAGGCACGUCUCUAGUCUUGGCAUCGCUGGCAAUAAAAAAAAAAAAAAAAUGUUUUUAAACUAAUAUGUAGAAUAAAGAGGAAAACUGCAAUGACUCUUGUGUAGCCCAAAGUAGCAAGAGUAGCAUUUUUUCUUCACAAAUCUACACAAGUGAAAGUAAAAAGUAUGGCUUAGUAAAACUACUUUUAGAAGUACAUUUUUCUCCAAAAGUUACUCAAGUAAUUGUAACGGAGUACAUGUAACGCGUUACUACCUACCUCUGGCUAUGGAUGAUAAUAAAUAAAUGAACUCCUCUAAAACUUGAGACUUAAAAUGCUCUCAUGGGCCAAAAUUAUUUUUUUGUUUGAUUUUAAUUAUGUAUAUAUAAUUUGAUAUCAAUGUAGCACAUCAGCCUAGCUUGUGUGCUAACCACUUACGCUAGCAAAGGACACAAAUUCACUAGCCUACUUUUUCCUGUUCUCCCUCCUUCUAACAAAACUAACCUCUUUCUAGAUGCUCAUGUCACUUUUAGUGUUCAUAAAACCUCAAAUCCUGGCAAGUGUUACCGUUUGAGAUGUAACCUACAGCUAUUAAAUUAUGUACGCUGAUACCGAUGCCUGCAUUUUAGUGCCGGUGUAGGCGCACUAUCCUAUUCCCCUCACUAUCCACUCGCUCUCGCUAUAUGACUGGCCGAAGAGUCAAAAUGCUCUUCCGUGAAAUGCCUGUUUAAAAAUGUUCCCGUUGUUACUUCUUGGGUUCGCUUAAAAGUGCCCAUUUAAAAAGGAAAAGCGAUGGAUGAUACUACACACAGAGCGUAUUAUUAACAAAUGUUAAAGUUGUAUAAUCAUAUAGCGAGAAUAAGGAACGUCACUGACAAGCGCAGGCCCCCGCGAGUGGAUAGUGAGGGGAAUAGGAUAGCGCGCCUACACCGUAUCGAGCCCCGUUCCGAUACUAAAGUAGUACAGAUAUCGGUGCAACACUAGUUAAAACCUGCUGAAAAGUCGACGAUUCAACUUCGAAAGAACAUUUGAAGCACUUUGUGAGGUUGUUGUUGCUUUCUUAAGUCAUGUAUUUAUCUCAGAUUGUUUGUCCAUACUCAUUGGAGGAGCGUGGUCACGUGUCGCAGGUUGGGUUUUAGCACCUGUAUGGCGUUUUCUGUUAAGAGCCAGCGUUCGCCGAGGUAAGCACUAAACAAAAAGGUCUAAGCAAACUCUGUGAAAUCAGGGAAUUCAUACUGUACAUAUGGUUCCUUUAAACAGUACAACCUUCAUUUGUGAAACUUUUAUAGCUCAGAAUGUAAUAAUAAGAAUGACCAUGCAGUCUUUAUGCUUACUGGACUUUUCUUUUUAAUGAAAAAAAAAAUGUAAUAAAGCUGUGCAAGUUGAAACCAAAAUUGUUUUUGUGUGCAUAUCAAAUAGUUAAAGUGAAGGCGCCCCCACGUGCAUAAAAUGAUGUACUACAUUGAGGAACGAUUUGGAGGGAAACGAGCCAUUGACGGCGACAGACGGCCAGUCCAUUUUGAACUGGGAGAUGCUGGUGAAGCCAGUAAAUUAAAAAAAAAAAAAUUAAGUAUUCUGAUUAUAAAACUGCAGUCAGUUUUUUUUUCUCCACAGCUUACCUACUAC
Corythoichthys intestinalis (scribbled pipefish) is the source of this 7084-nucleotide messenger RNA. Its product is annotated as serine/threonine-protein phosphatase 2A 55 kDa regulatory subunit B beta isoform. Gene Ontology annotation, cellular component: protein phosphatase type 2A complex; cytosol. NCBI's taxonomy places the organism in Eukaryota, Metazoa, Chordata, Actinopteri, Syngnathiformes, Syngnathidae. The record is from RefSeq and is a predicted model, not a curated record. The transcript has 10 exons. Bases 926 to 2257 code for a protein of 443 amino acids. Gene Ontology annotation, molecular function: protein binding; protein phosphatase regulator activity.